Messenger RNA from Hemicordylus capensis (graceful crag lizard), 914 nucleotides. It is a transcript of the gene EMC4, whose product is annotated as ER membrane protein complex subunit 4. The record is from RefSeq and is a predicted model, not a curated record. Gene Ontology annotation, cellular component: EMC complex. The transcript has 6 exons. Bases 144 to 695 code for a protein of 183 amino acids. Gene Ontology annotation, biological process: protein folding in endoplasmic reticulum. Lineage: Eukaryota; Metazoa; Chordata; Lepidosauria; Squamata; Cordylidae.
UAUGGUUCUACUUCCCGUCUCGGUGCUUUCCUCACAGUAUGUGUGGGUGACGCCACCGGAAGCAGGGGGUGAGACCCAGGUUGAAGAGGAAGUAGAAGUCGCCGGGAGGCUGGAGGAACGAGAGGAGCAGUAAAGAGGAAGAGAUGAGCAACCCAGGGGGGCUGGUAACGAAUCGUGGACGGCGUUUCAAAUGGGCCAUUGAACUGAGUGGUCCAGGCAGUGGCAGUAGGGGCCGGAGUGACCGGAGCAGUAGCCAGGGAGACACCCUCUAUCCUGUAGGCUACUCAGACAAGCAGGUGCCAGACACGAGUGUGCAGGAGACAGACCGCAUCCUAGUGGAAAAGCGCUGUUGGGAUAUUGCUUUAGGUCCCCUGAAGCAGAUCCCUAUGAACUUGUUCAUCAUGUAUAUGGCAGGCAACACAAUCUCCAUCUUCCCCACCAUGAUGGUCUGUAUGAUGGCCUGGAGACCCAUCCAAGCUCUCAUGUCCAUUUCUGCCACCUUCAAGCUUCUAGAGAGCUCCAGCCAGAAGUUCCUGCAGGGUCUGGUGUAUUUAAUUGGCAAUCUCUUAGGGCUCGCCUUGGCCGUUUACAAGUGUCAGUCAAUGGGACUGCUGCCCACUCAUGCCUCCGACUGGCUGGCUUUUAUUGAAUCCCCUGAGCGCAUGGAGUUCACAGGUGGGGGUCUAGUUUUAUGACCUAACCCACUCCCAGAAAUCAACUGCAGCUUGAGACCACCACAAAAUGUAAGAGCUGCUCUUUGGGAUAUAGUGAAAUAUGUAAGAACAGAAGGACUGAAUUGCUCUGCAUGGGAAGGAAUAGGAGGCUAAUUUGAGUGGAAUAUCCAUCCUGAGAAGUGGUGUGUGGGUUCUUGUUUCCCCUCCUUAUUGUAAUCUAAAUAAAGUGUGCUAAGUGUA